This is a messenger RNA of Pseudomyrmex gracilis, 1448 nucleotides long. RefSeq lists its product as uncharacterized. Bases 594 to 1436 code for a protein of 280 amino acids. NCBI's taxonomy places the organism in Eukaryota, Metazoa, Arthropoda, Insecta, Hymenoptera, Formicidae. The record is from RefSeq and is a predicted model, not a curated record. The transcript has 7 exons.
UUUGUUAGAAAGUAAGGCUUGGAACACGUCUUCGCGUGUUAAAGAAAUCAUAAUCACGACACGUGUGCGAAGUAAAAGCAUCGAUGGCGCCUGGAAUGUAGACAACCCGCUAUGCUUCGAUGUGUGGCAGGCAGCCUGCCAUCCAGGCGCAACUCGAGCACAGCGUGGCGGAGUAACAACGCAUCAGAGAUCAUGUUUGGUGACAAAAAACGUUUGUUUAUAUUCAGCCUUACUCAACUUUUUUAUCAUCCCAACAAAAAUCUGUACUUAUUUCAAACAUCUCUGUAUUUAUUAAUUAACGUUCAAACAAAUUGUAAGAUUGUUGUAUUUUUGUUGUGACCGACUUCCGUGAUAUAUUAUCAGGGGAAAUGAAAUUUAACAAACAAACGAGCAUGCAAUGUGUAAUUGUGGAUCAAAUUUGCGUUUAACUUGCAAAAAUGCGCGAAGUAUUCGGAUUGUGUAAUGCGGACGACUCGCCGUUAUUUCAAGGUGGUAGCUUGCGAUUUACGUCCGUCCCAUUUCUUCGCGAGACGUUGAAUCGGCAAAUUAUAUCGAUCGUUGACGUUUAAAGUGGAGAGGUGACACAAAGCAGAAUGCUGAAAACCAAAUGUGUCGUGAAUCAAUUGGGAAAAUGGCCAAACGAUCUGUUAUCCUCGUUCCUAACGGCGUCUGUUGUUAUAAGCGGCUUAGCUCUCGUUGCCUUCGUCUCGAUGAUAUUUUGCUCACCUGUGACGAACGAUGACAAUCAUAACUGCUGCGAAUCGAAGAUUUUCGAAAACGAACGUUUCUUCAACGUGUAUUUCGUGAAACAAGCCGCGGAAGUUUGGACCGAGAGAGAAUUUUGCUACAUCGAGGCCGCAGCGAGGAACCAACCCGAAAUGAAUGUAUACGUGAUCAAUUUAAUACGCGCGUCCGACGCGUCGAACACGUCGGAAGACAUUUUCAAAAUAGCACUGACCGCUCAAAGCAACGUCUUCGUCGCGGACUUAUCGGUCAACGAAUUUUUCAGCAAAUCGAAAUUAUCGGGCAUUGCUAACAACCUGAGCAACGGAUUAUUGCUGAUGGCGGCAAAAGCGUAUUUGCUCUGGAACUCUCCCGGAAUUGCCAUGCAUCCUAGCACGUACUGCAAUUUGCUGACCAUCAAUAAGUCGCGAUUGACGAAAAAGAGCGAACAAGAUUACAUGUUCAACAAAUUGACCGUGAUCGAUCCGAAUAUCGAUCUGCAAGCGACGCAAGUGCACUGCCAGGCGUUCCCGGGAUUUUUGCUGCAGGAAAUAUCGCGAAAUAGCACGCAAAUUCACAGUUUGAAGGAUGCGCUCGAUAAAUAUUGUCCAAGGAUCGACAACUGUCCCGAGGUGCAAGUGCUCGAUUUGAAGUCACAUUGUUCGAUGAAUAUUUUCGACUGUCCCGCCGUGUAUACGAUUGGAAAUUUAUAAACAAAAAUCUGA